Messenger RNA from Petromyzon marinus (sea lamprey), 1222 nucleotides. The record is from RefSeq and is a predicted model, not a curated record. Lineage: Eukaryota; Metazoa; Chordata; Hyperoartia; Petromyzontiformes; Petromyzontidae.
GUGGUUUUUUUUUGUGUGUGUGUGUGGCGUUAAUUUUUCGUUAUUUCGGUAAAGUCGCGUAGAUAUUAAAUACGUAAUAAAAUAUAAUUACAAAUUAAUUGAAAAUUAUAAAGGCAACUAAAAAAAACCCACCCCCCACGACGUUUCCGCUCGCAACACGAGCGAUCUUGCUGGCUGUUAUUUCCCCCACCCACCCCUCCCCGUGCGUGGCUAAACACGUGGGGAGAGACGGAGGGAUGGGAAGUGCGUUGUGGAAUUCCGCGGAAGCUUUAAGGGAAGAGAAAUACUCAAACGAAUGAUAAUCUUUGUGUGUUUUUUAAUACACUGGAGGAGGAAUCCGAUAAGCUGUAAAGCUCUUUAUUUUUUUUUAUCCACAGCGGCAGCAGCAGCGGCGGCGGCGGCGAUCUUUGCGGAUCUGGGUGGCGAGAUUCUCGGGUGGCGACAGCAGCAGAUGGUGGUGGUGGAAAUUAAUUGAAUUUAAAAGCCAGAAUGUCAAAAAAGCAACCGCAGACAAGGGACAAGGAAUCUUUUCAGAGGAUGAAUUACCUUUACCAGGCGGCGCACUGCGUGCUGGCGCAGAACCCGGAGAACCAGGAGCUGGUCCGGUUCUACACCCACACCAUGAGGACCAUCGGGCGCCGGCUGGUGAUAAAGAGCGAUCCGUCCAUCAAGCGGAACGUGUGCAAGCGCUGCAGCUCCCUGCUGGUGCCUGGCAUCACGGCCACCGUCAGGCUGAGAGGCCGGCGGCACCGCCGCGUCUCCGUGCGCUGCCUGUGCUGCUCUGCCACCAAGCGCUUCCCCGCACGGACGCGCUUCUCGCUCUGGAGCGAGCGCCCGGAGGCGCAGCUCGCCGAGCCGCAGAGGGGACCUCCAGCGCCGGCUCCAGCUGCGGCUCCAGCUGCGGUUCCAGAGCCAGCUCCAGCUCCAGAGCCAGCUCCAGCUGCGGUUCCAGCUUCAGCACCGACUCCAGCGCAGACUCCAAUGCCGGCUGCAGCACUGGCUCCAGCUGCGGCUCCAGCGCAGGCUCCAACGCCAGCUUCAGCACCGGCUCCAGCUGCGGCUCCAGCGCAGGCUCCAACGCCAGCUUCAGGGCCAGCGCCAGUCUGAGCUCCAGCCCCAGCUGCAGCUUUAGAUAGUCUAGGGAUCUCCAUGUGAGUCUAGGGGUCUCCGUGUGCGUCUAGGGGUCUCCGUGUGAGUCUAGGGUCUCCGUGUGAGUCUAGGG